AUCCGAGAGGGGACCAUGCUUCAAUGCCUCGGGACCGGUCCGGGGUAUUUGAGACAGAUUAACCAAGAGACAGAUGAUGGACACCGGGGCAGAAUCCUUCCUCUCCUGUGUUUGCAGUUCUUGUUCCUCACACUCACCAACAUUCUCAACAUGAGCAUCUCAGUAGACGACCUCGUUGCAUCCCUUGGUGCAAACCACAUCGGUCAGGAGGCUAUAGACCUCGCUGCUUUGCAGAAGCAGCUUUCCCAGGCGCUGCCAAAGCACACUGGUCCAACUGCACUAGACAUGCAGAAAGUGCACCAUGGGGGAUACACUCAGCCGUAUAAUACACCUACAAACCGAACUCCUUCGACUAGCUUCAGUUUCGAACACGCUCGUCUAGCUCGCAGUCGAAGUUGUAGUGUGGCAAGUAGGAAUGCCAGGCCAGAGUCUAUUAGUGAGGUCUCCCAAGAGCUAGGAUACGAUGACGACCGAAUGGACGAAGACGAGCGUAUGGUCGACGAAAUGUUGUUCCCUUCGUCGCCUGUCUCAGCUUGCUCGUACUCGACACAUUUCCCCUCGAACGACCACUCCUUCUAUCCACGUUCUUUCCAGACCGACCACCCAAUUUCCACUAUGCAUUCGCCACAUUCCAUGGAAUACGGCGAGGCGUCGCCCACCUCAACUUUUGCGAAUACCGAUCCGUUUUAUCUUGCACAACUUCAAGCGUCUCAAGCGUCUACCUCCGCCUCGCAUUUUGCCUUCUUAGGUAGUCCUGCUCAACAAUCUCCAUUUGUGCCAUCAUCCCGAAGAACUCGCGGAUCCUCCAUUGGGCGUGUCUCAACUUUUCCCGGGCUGACUGAGUCAAGUCAGACCUUUGCGCUCUCUGCUGCCGCUCGAUAGCUUCGUCGAGCACAACCCUGUUCCAGUUGGUGCCACGCAGCCUUCUAUACCAUGCUCCGGCAUGACACAUAGAUUUCGUCGCGCCCCGAGGACGCUGGACUAUAUAUCACUGCCGUCGAGUGGAGAGAGCUGUAUAGUAGUAUCCGAGUAGUACAGUAUGUGGGUGACCUGCCAGUGGGCGGCUUGUAUUAGUAUCGCGAGGAGUUACUUGAUUAUCAUUAUUUGCAUUAUUUGCAAGGAUUAUUAUUCGUUAUACUGCAGGACGCUGUUCGUAGUGGUUAUUAUUGAAUGUAGUCGUAGAAAUGCUAUGAAGACAUGUGCGACCACGUUCAUUAAACGAUCAUUGCUUGAGC
Molecule: messenger RNA, 1235 nt
Organism: Somion occarium
Lineage: Eukaryota; Fungi; Basidiomycota; Agaricomycetes; Polyporales; Cerrenaceae
Source: the annotation of a GenBank genome assembly